This is a messenger RNA of Nasonia vitripennis (jewel wasp), 3466 nucleotides long. RefSeq names its product protein FAN. Gene Ontology annotation, molecular function: protein binding. NCBI's taxonomy places the organism in Eukaryota, Metazoa, Arthropoda, Insecta, Hymenoptera, Pteromalidae. The coding region runs from base 372 to 3047 and encodes 891 amino acids. The transcript is spliced from 16 exons. The record is from RefSeq and is a predicted model, not a curated record.
UUUGAGAACAGAUUUCAGGCCUGAAGACAUAAAGAGACUAAGAAUAUAAUUUAAUUAUUUUGUAUAUAAAAAUUCUGUACAUAUUUGAAUAAAAAUAGUUUUUAAAUCAUUUUAAAUAUCGAUGAAGAUUGAUUCAUUUUUCAAAAGUUGGCGCGCAUUUACUAUAGUGAAAAACCUUUAAACAGCGGCGGGUUAGGUUAGAUGAUACAUAUUUAUACCUAUGCAUAUACUACAUUAUCGCGAUAAAAAUGUAUAAUCAUGAUUCAUGUGUCAAACAUUUCGAUCUGCCAAAUUUGAGCAAUGUUUUUUAAUUGUUAUACACUAUAACUUGUUGAUUAGUUUUAACUAAGUUUUUAUGCAUUCACAAAGAAAUGGACAAAGAAAGAUUUACAAUGCUCCUUUUGGAUCCUGGAGAAAUAUUCUUUGAAGACUACAGUGUACAAAUUAAAUUACAAAAUACAACACAAAGCGAACCAAAUGAUUGGUUAGAUGGCCGCUUGAAAUUAUGUUCAAAAUCCUUGGUUUUUGUAAGCAAAGAUAUAAAUCAACCGCUAAUUAAAAUCCAAUUGAAAGAUACAACACUUGCAGAGAAGUGUAGCUCGAAUAAUAAUUUAACAGGAUCAAAUGAUACAUUAUUAGUACAUUGUAAACAAUAUGUGGAGAUGCUGAAAGGAAAUAUCCUGGCUCCAUACAAGUUUAUACACAAGCCAGCGGAAUUUCAAUUUUCCUUUAACUAUGUCAAAGUAGAUGAUUGUCUUCCACAAAUAUUACAGCUCAUGAGAGCUGCUACUCUUCCUACUGCUGAACAAAAUGCUAUGAUCAUGGCUAUUGUACACUCAAGGCAGUCCAGAUUUUCAUUUGAUACUUCAUGGUUGGAAGAUUUAUAUGAAAAAAUAGUGUUCGAAGUUCAAGCAAACAAAGUUUUACCUCUAGUUAUAAACCCUGGAAGAAUUUUACUCACAACAAGUAGACUUUAUUUUCAACCUUACAAUAAUAUGGAUCAACAUCCAGUACUAAAAAUUAAUUUAAAAGAUAUAAAACAAUUGAACAAAAGAAGGUUUCUUUUACGGCAAGUGGGGCUUGAAAUAAAAUGGUUGAGACAACCGGGUACUAAACCAGAACAUUUUUUCUUAGCAACUAGAGGACAACAAGAGAGAGAUGCCUUGUAUACCAAUUUACUAGCUCAAUCUUCACUGCAAAUAGAGACAAUUCAUCAAAAUCAUAUGACAAUGCAGUGGCAAAAUGGUUCCUUAUCAAAUUAUGAUUAUCUUUUAUAUAUUAAUAGUUUAGCUGAUAGGACUUUUCAUGACCUAACACAAUACCCUGUAAUGCCUUGGGUGCUUCAAGAUUAUACUUCAGAUGCUAUAGAUCUUCAAGAUCUUAGUGUGUAUAGAGAUCUUGGCAAACCAAUUGGAGCAUUAGAGCCCAAAAGAUUAGAAAGACUAAAGGCUAGAUAUGCUGAAAUGUCAGAACCAAAAUUUUUGUAUGGUUCCCAUUAUAGUGCGCCUGGUUUUGUACUUUUUUAUCUAGUGAGGAAGUACCCACAAUAUAUGCUUUGUCUGCAGAACGGAAGGUUUGAUCAUCCUGACAGAAUGUUCAAUAGUGUAGCUGACGUGUGGAAAAAUGUUUUGGGCAACAUGUCUGACUUCAAAGAACUGAUACCUGAAUUUUAUGACACGAGCGCAAGUGGCGACUUCUUAAUUAACAGCUAUGGAAUCGAUUUUGGAUUUCGUCAUGAUGGAACGAAAAUUGCUGACGUACAUUUGCCUCCCUGGGCUAAAGGACCGUCCGAUUUUGUUGAAAAGUUGAGGAAUGCUUUGGAAAGUGAUCAUGUAUCUAGAAACUUGCACAAUUGGAUUGAUUUAAUAUUUGGGUAUAAGCAAAAAGGAGAAGAAGCUCUAAAAACAAAUAAUAUAUUUUUUCAUUUAUGCUAUGAGGGAGCAAUUGACUUGGACACAAUAAAAGAUAUUAAUGAUAGGCAUGGUUUAGAAGUUCAGAUAAUGGAAUUCGGUCAAAUACCCAAACAAGUAUUCAAACUACCUCAUCCAAAACGUUUAAUAGCAGCAGAUCUACUUAAAAGUGAAGCUUCUUUGCUAUUUUCAUCCUCUGGUCAUGGAAUAUCAAAAAUUGAAUUAAAAUCUUCUAAUGUCUUUCAAUCACACAAGGAAGCUGUGAGUGCUGUAACAAUAAUUUCUGACGGAAUACAAGAUGAUAAUAUCGUUUCAGUUGGUCGCGAUGGCGUUAUGAAAAUAUAUUCCAUCCAGACUGGAAAACUAGUACGUAGUGUAAAUUUGUCACCAGUUCCUCUAUGCUCUUGUGUUUGUUACCAAACAUCUACAAAUUCCAGUGUUCUUGUAGCUGGUUCUUCCGACAAUUCACUCAUAUUUUAUGAUAUGGAAUUUGGUAAAGUUUUUGAAACUUUAAAUGGACAUGAAGAUUCUAUAUCGUGCUUGAAAUACAGCAAACGUCAUAAUACAAUUAUAUCAAGUUCUUGGGAUUGCACAACUAAAAUUUGGCAAAGUUGCGAACCUGAUAAAAAAAUAAAGCUUGUAGAUUGUUUUGUAGCCGAGCUUGAUCACGAUUCUCAAGUUACUUGUAUAGAUCUAUCAAGAGAUGAAACUCUAUUAGUUUCUGCAACUCAAGAUGGUGAAAUAUUCUUGUGGAAAUUGGACGAUUCAUACAGUCUUCAGGCUACAGUAAAAGAACACAAUGCCAAGAUUAACGCAAUAACUUUUGAGCCGGAUUCAAAAAAUGUCAUAUCUUGUGCAAAUAAUAAAUCAUUAAGUGUCAUGGAUGUCCAGACAAGUACCCAGACAUACAUUACUACUCUAGAGGAGGAAGCAGUAUCAUUGGCAUGGAUACACUCAUUUCUGUUGAUCGGUGAUCUCAAAGGAGAUCUUUUAAUGUGGGAUCCACAAACAGCUGCGUUUAUUUCCAAGUUUUACUGUCAUCAAGGACCUCUUGUUUCACUAGCAGUAUCACCGGACAAUAAAAAAGUCAUAACAGGUGGUCAAGAUAGAAAAGUAAUUGUGUGGAAUUGUAUAUAAAGAUAAGCAAGAGAAACGAAAAUGAUUAUUUUUACUUGUGUAAUAUUUGUACUGUCUAGUGCAACUUGUUACAAUAUAUUAAAUUUAAAAAACUUCAUGAGCUUUUGUGCUUCUCAUAAUACAAUUGCAAGUAUAUUUUCUAUAUUCAGUCUAUAAUUGUUUACUUAUAUAAUAUAAUAAAAACUGUUUUCGUCUGUUUGCUAUACAAUUAAAAUUAAAAUAAAUAAUUUUAAAUAUAUAAAUUAAACAAUAUUUUUACAUAUAUGUACAUACAUACAAACAUUGAAGGAUUCCACGAGAAAAAUUUUACAUGGAUUGCUUACAUCAAAUUUUGUAUUUAGUAAAUCAACAACAAUGGUCACAACUAAAAUCUUAAAAUAAACAGUAAUAUGACAAUAAAAAUACAUUAUUAUAAAAAA